Messenger RNA from Drosophila eugracilis, 1307 nucleotides. RefSeq names its product carboxypeptidase B-like. The record is from RefSeq and is a predicted model, not a curated record. Gene Ontology annotation, biological process: proteolysis. Gene Ontology annotation, molecular function: metallocarboxypeptidase activity; zinc ion binding. The coding region runs from base 1 to 1092 and encodes 363 amino acids. NCBI's taxonomy places the organism in Eukaryota, Metazoa, Arthropoda, Insecta, Diptera, Drosophilidae. The transcript has 2 exons.
AUGCGUAGAGCUCUGUGCGCGAUCAUCUUUCUCGCGGCGAUUGUGAAUCCGCUGGCGGAGGCAGGUCGCAUCCUUAAGCAGAACUUUCCCAAGCUGAAACUGGAUGACUACACCACGUAUAACGAAGUCAUGGAGUAUCUGAAUCAGUUGGCCUUAACUUAUUCAGAUCGGGUGACUCUAAAGGAUAUGGGACGCACCUACGAGAGUAGAUCCCUGGUAGUUGCCAUCAUAACGAACGGAGAUGGAAGACCAGGCAAGAGGGUUAUUUUCUUGGAUGCCGCUCUGCAUGCUCGCGAGUGGAUGACCCCCAUCACUGCCCUCUAUGUAAUCCAAAAACUGGUAGUGGAGUUCGAGGAUAACUCCGAUCUUCUAAAAGAUUUCGAUUGGCACAUUAUGCCAUUGGCGAAUCCAGAUGGCUAUGAAUUUUCCCGGAAUACAGAACGAUAUUGGAGAAACACAAGGACACCGAAUGGCGGAUUGUGUUUCGGUACUAAUCUCAAUCGCAACUUCGACGUGGGCUGGGGAAUUGGUUUUCCAAAUCUUAAAGACCCUUGUCAUGAGAGCUAUGCUGGAAGUGCACCAUUCUCUGAGGUUGAGGCACGUACAGUCCGCGACAUAAUGCACAACCUGGUGGAAAGUAAACGCGCUACUAUGUACCUCUCCCUGCACACGGCAAACCGAACGGUUUUUUAUCCUUGGGUCUAUGAUACUGCUCCAGUACCGAAUCAAGAAGAACAUAAAGAAGUCGCCAAGUACGUGAGCCAGAGGGUAUUGGAGAGAACUGGGUCGGUCAUUAGGUCAAUGCAGGCAUCAGAAUAUUUUAUAACAUUUGGUGGAACGAGCAUGGAUUACGCAUACCACGUGGGUUUCCCUUUAUCCUUUGUCUUCGAGCUGUCGGGUACGGGACGCGAUCAUGUGGAGUACAUGUUCUUCCCUCCAACCAGCGAGAUUCCCCGUAUUGUUGAAGAAUCAUGGACAGGAAUUCGAGCGUUUGCCGAAAAGGUCAUUGAGUUAUAUCCGCCUUCACGCCAGAUACAUUAUUCCGAAAAACGUAAGCUGGCCGAAAAUGCAGCUCCACAAAGUAGGGGAUGAGACUCAAAGCUGGCAGCAGUCAUCUUGAUUUUCACAUAUUUUAUCAACAAUAUUUGAAGUUGAAGGAACCAACUAUCUUGAUUGUAAAAGAAUAUAUAUUUCAUUCAUGAAUAUUUAUACAUCUAGAAUAUUAUGCCUUCUUUGUUCGCGUGUCUUGCACAAAUAUCAGAUUCUCUUUUCAACUCUUUAAAAUAAGUUUAAUAUCCAGCAUCGGA